ACAAAAAUCACAGCAGUUUAACAGAAGUGGACAAACAACACAACCAAUGCAAGAAUAACGAUACCAAGAUGUUGAUUUUAUUUAUUAACAAAAGAACCAUGAACAACUUUAUUCAUUCAUCUUCUAUACCGCUUGAUCCAUCAGGGUUGCAGGGGAGCUGGAUCCUAUCCCAGCUGACCGUGGUCGAGAGGCGGGGUACACCCUGGACUGGUCGCCAUUCAAUCGCAGGGCUGACACACAAAGACAACCAACUGCUCACGCACACACUCACACCAAAGGGGCAAUUUAGAGUAGCCAGUUAACCUAAUUUGCAUGUUUUGGGGAUUGUGGGAGGAAUUCGGAGAACACCCACGCAGACACAGGGACAACAUGCAAACUCCACACAGAAGAGCCCAGACCGGGGUUCUUGCUGUGAGGUGACAGUGCUAACCACUGUACCACCGUGCCUUCCUUUCUUCAUUCAAGAAAAAAAUGUCUUAUUUCUCCUUUUAAUCUGUAUCAUUAAUAAUAGUAUAAUCAGAGAGAGUCUUUCAGCAAGAAACACAUUUUAAUUAGGUUUAUUUCUCCAUUCAGUUAUUAAUGAAGCUGUAUGUCCCUGUGUGUCCGGCAGAAAUAUGGUUUAUCUGAAGCAUUUGUGCUGAUAACAAAACAUUAUAAUAACUAUAACCUGGGUUACUGAUGUAAAUGUAGAUGCAAAUCAUUAUGAACUUUAAAAAACUUGCUCUUGUUGCCAGUAGAAACAUGUUUCAUGUGCAUUCUGAGCAGUGAAGUACAUUUACUCACUGUGGUUCGACUGAUCUGAGCACAGUUUUUGUACAGGCAACAGAUUUAUAGUAAAUGGUUGUCAAACAGGGUAAAUACAAACUACAAACCAAGAACAGUCAGCACAGGACUGUAAAAGUCACCUGACUGCUGUGUUACUGGAGGUAAACAUGUUCUUUAAAAACAUGUUUACGUGUUUUUACUCCUCCUGUCUUCAGAGGCAGAGGUAGAGAUGCAAGAAAAAGAUGCAAGUGGGAGAAAUCCGGUUGCAAUUACGGGAAAUGAGAUGUGGGCUCCCACAGUAGUGAAAUGGGCACGGGUGUGAGCUGAAUGCCCCCGUACCUCGGGUCAGUAUCACACUGUAAAACCAGCCUAACGUCUAACCUCCAACUUCUGCUAAAUGGUCUCCACAGUGGCCACAAGUGAAAUUAAAGUGCCAGGGCUUUGCAUAUAAGAAAAAGUCAGUUUCUUCAAAAGUAACAGCUCGUGCUUUCUUUCCUUGUGCAGGUAAUUUUACAAGAUUACUUCCUCUCAGAUGAAACACUGGCCUUUUCAGAGAAAUGAGCCUCUGAUUCACCUGUACAGUCAAGAAUCCAAAGACGGGGUUUCCUCUUCAUAGUACCGUGAAGAAGCUCCUAUGCCACACACACCUUUGCUUUCGCAUGUGGCACACCCUGCAGAGCUUGUCUAACCUGCAAGGAAUGUGGUUCUAUUUCGAGUGGGAGGAGACUUUAUAUACACAAAGACAAGAGUCAUUUCAGACACACUGCAUCAAUCAUUUGCUGUGUUUUCCGGUGUAGUCCAAGCAAGAACUCCAGAGAUGGCCCAGAGAAAAGCUGCUGGCUCCUCCAGAGCUGCCAGACAAAGAUUCUGGUGGCAACUGAGACGGAGGUGGAGGAUGCUAGGGGUGUUUGAGAUCACCCCAGACCACGAGUUCUACCAUCUGACAUCCAUGAUAAAAGAAGGCAUGCAUGCUGUCAUUCAGGGCACUAUGGACACCCCAGGCCAGGACACACUCACAGCUGAACAUUUCAAGGCAGAGGAAGCUCAGACCCAUGAUGGGUUUGAGAUGCAGACGUAUGCAGCACCAGUGUUUGCUAAGCUGAGGCGUUCACUGGACAUCACAGAGGAGGAAUACAUGAACUCUCUCUGCUUAGGCGGCUGCUACCUCCAGUUUGUCAGCAACUCCAAAAGCAAGGCAGAUUUCUUUGUCACGAAUGACAAGAGGUUCUUCCUAAAGACCCAGAGCAGACGUGAGGUCAGGUUUCUUCUGUCCAAUCUACAGGCAUACAUGGACCACUUGGAGAAAUACCCUCAUUCACUGAUGGUGAGAUUUCUAGGUGUUCACAGGAUUGUUGUUCCAAAUCAGAUAAAGAAAUACUUCGUUGUGAUGCAGAGUGUGUUUUACCCUGAUGAGAGGAUCAACAUUAGAUACGACAUUAAAGGUUGUGCGGUGGGGAGGUGGACUAACCCCGACACAGGUGGGAAACAAAUAAUAAAGGUGCUGAAGGACAGGAACUUCGAAGGACAGUGCAUUGCAUUAGGUCCAGAAAAAUCCUGGUUCACCAAUCAAGUGAAAGCGGAUGCUGCUUUUCUUCAAGAACUCAAUGUGCUGGACUACAGUGUGCUGCUGGCCCAUCAACCUCUGCACCGAGACGAGCUCGAAGGAAAACACUCUUUGGCAAACCUCGUUAUUCGAGCAACAAAGUCUUUGGACUUGGAUGUCAGCCCCACAGGGUCAGACCCCCCCACCAUUCCAUUACUGGAGGAUACCAUGGGGCCAGAUACUACAGAUUGUGGGUCAGGCCAGCCACAGGCAGCAGCUGGGGGCACUAGUGAAGAAAUCCCCCUCCAGGAGAUAAACUGCCCUGCGAAAGAAACCAGCACUGAAUUACUGCAGGAAUUCCACAAGCAUCAUCACAGGCUGCUGCCCAACUGCAAAAACGCCAUUCAUGUGAUCGACGGGCCAGACCGACGCUACUUUGUGGGAAUUAUAGACAUUUUCACUGUCUACAACUGGAAGAAAAGACUGGAGAACCUGUGGAAACACCUCCGCUACCCAGGCAGGGCCUUUUCCACGAUUAGACCAGCUAAGUACUCCCACAGGUUCAGCCAGUGGAUACAGGAUCACACUCAAUGACAACAUGCUGAAAACAUUCAUCAGUUAUUAACACACGUGCUGCAUAAGCCCCAGUGUCCACCUGAUGGGGCUGUGAUUCAUUCUGUCUGCAACACAGUGACAUCCAGUGGACAUAUGAUGUACGAGUGCAACCAGCCAAUAAGUGUAGAGACUUCAUGUUUGCAUAGAAGUAGCCUUCUGUGCAGUUUCAGGGAUUUCUGGCUAAGGCAAUGUAGAUAAAUGCUUUGGGGGCCCAGGGUACUGCAGGGGCAGAGGUCUUUCAGCUCUGAUUUCUCCUCUUUCUCUGAUAUACUAGUUUUAUGUUGUGUUUAGAAACCCAAGUUUUUAAAACCUUCAAAGUUUUACUGAGUGAUUCAUACCAGUGAUGUAAAUAAUGUCAAUUUCCUUUUAUCACCACAGUUCAUUAGUUGGUAUUCCUUAUUUCUCUGACUCUUCAACAUGUUGUGUAUUUGUGUAUAAUAUAUGACACCAGUAUCUUCAUCUAGAAUUACACUUAGACAGGAACUAGGAAAGGAGAUUAGGAUUGCCUUGAACCAUUUCGUAGUAGUGCUGCUAUAAGCCUAGACUGCUUGUGAACUUCCCAUGAUGCACCAAGCUCUUCUCUCUCUUCCUCUCCACCUGUAUGUAUUCAUAUCCCGUUAAUGUUUGUUACUAACUCUGCUUCUACUCUCUCCUGUAGUUUUGUUCUCUCCUCUUCUCCUGUCGCCCUCUGCAGGUUCAUCUGCUUCCAUACUGCCACCUACUGCCCCAUUAUUAGUCUCAUUAAGUAUUGCUAUUAGUCUUAUCAUUAUCAGUUUUAUUAUUAUUACUGUUAGUCUUAUUCUCAGUCCUAUUAUCAUCUUAUUGUUAUCAAACAUCCUUAUGUGGAACCAGUCU
This is a messenger RNA of Toxotes jaculatrix (banded archerfish), 3778 nucleotides long. RefSeq names its product phosphatidylinositol 4-phosphate 5-kinase-like protein 1. The transcript has 11 exons. Gene Ontology annotation, biological process: phosphatidylinositol metabolic process. The coding region runs from base 1583 to 2902 and encodes 439 amino acids. Lineage: Eukaryota; Metazoa; Chordata; Actinopteri; Toxotidae. The record is from RefSeq and is a predicted model, not a curated record. Gene Ontology annotation, molecular function: phosphatidylinositol kinase activity.